AAAAUAAAACAUGUAUAUAUAAAACCCCUGGGGUAAUGGUGUAACUUAAGAUGAGUGAACUACAGACAAACUGAGCACCAUUUAUCAGGUUGUUUGGGAUUUACCUAGUUAGCAAACAAUAAAUAAUAUGAGAUUGUAUUUUAGCUUGAACAGAGGGUGAGAGCUGCACAAACAGAGCCCAGUGUUUACAGCGGACCCAACAUGGCAGACUAGCCUGGUCUUACAUGCAUCUACAUAAACAAGAUUUUUUUUAAAAACAAAGAUGGCUUUUUCCUCAACCAUCUAAUACUCUAAAUUACAUUGACUUAGUCUUUUUUUAUUAUUCAAAUAACCCUUUUGUUAUAACAAGGGAAAUCUUAAUUGUAGUUCUCGCUAAUGUUAACUUACACCAGGGAUCUCAAGUAUCACACAUUAACGUGACGUCCCUCACGUUGGUCUUUUCCUACGUUCUCCCGUAUUUCUCACGCAGAAAAUGAGGUCAGCAUUAUUAAGAGAAUGUCUUCCAUAGCUCUGAUUUUCUUUUUCUUUUAGUCAUAUUCACUAACGCUGUCGAUUAACACAGGAUCCACAGAGCAGUUGGCCAUCAUGUGCAUAAGCUAACACUUCUUUACAUACAUAAUUCAUGCUAGGUUCAUACAUGCUUAAAAAGAGUUGCGGUGUGAUCGUUGUGAUUUCCAGCUCACAGCUCUGUAUGCCAUGUUCUCUUACAGCACGUUUAAAGUGUGUGUGUGUGUGUGUGUGUGUGUGUGUGUGUGUGUGUGUGUGUGUGUGUGUGUGUGUGUGUGUGUACUCUAUCACAUAACCCUGAAUAUCAACAAUCAAGAUUCCACAUUCGAUUCGAUCGGCCAGCCAAUCAGGAAAAAACAGACCAGCACUGAACAGCUACAAACACUUCGACACGCCUACUACGUGAAGCUCCGCCCCCAAAAUGUAUGAUUGACAGAAACAGUGGCUAUACGCUACUACUGAACGGUGUGACGGUAGAAGUGGGGAAAUGUUUGUGCCUCUCACAUACAUCCGAGCUGUCAGUGUGGUUCUGCCUGUAUAGCGGAGCAGAGAAGACCGGACCGGACCGGACCUGCAUCAUGGAGCGCAAACCGAAAACAACACAAAGGAUUUACAUUUGCAGUGCAACAGGAUGACACUUUAAUGUGUGUGCAUGUGCGCAAGCAGUCAAAAAAAUAUAAUAAUAAUAAUAAUAAUAAUAAUAAUAAUAAUAAUAAUAAUUGAAAAACAACAGACAAUCAAAAUGUUUCUUAGAGCAAGUCACACAUCUUUCUGUGAGGAUGCGGGAUUCUCUGUAGACGCGCGUGCUGGAGGAUGCACGUUCGCAUAACCAAACCCGCUUAGGAUGCUCGCGCUGAUCAACAGGAUUUAAGAGCGAGUUUUCUGCGCCGACGCGGUCAUGGGUGUGCUGCUGCUCUGCCUACUUUUGCACGCGGGACUGGCGCGCGCCACGCACGACGGCUAUGUGGAGUGGUCGGACGGCGGCGAUGACGACGACGACGAGGAGGCCACCGCUGCUACCGCCGAAAUCGGUGCGAGGCAACACCGAGUCCGUGGCACGGAGCGCGGGGCUUCGGCUGGGGCCGGGGCGGAGGAGCUGCCGCGCGUUGUGGCCGCCUUCCUCCACACGGGCGACGCGUCCGCGCUUGCGCACGUGAACUGCUCGCGCCGUUACGAGCUCAGCAGCCUCGGUUCCGUUCCACCGGCCCCACCAGUCACUUCCUCACAUUCCGUUCACGCUGCGCUCGACGCCGUGUCGCGCGCCACCGACUUCCUAAACGCGCUGGCGCGAGAAACGCAGCAAGAUAAGCAGCAGCAGCAGAAGGCGUGGUAUCGUGCGCUGGUUCGGAGCCUGCUGGACCGCGAGCCAAAGAUCCAUCGCGCCACGCUCGCCCUCCACACCGAGCAGCUCCACCUCCAGGCCACGAGGACGGGCGGACACGUGGAGCUGCAAGACCUUUCAGGUGAGGAGUCCGAGUCUAACCGCCAGGUCCAGCAGAGAACCCGGAUGAUAACGCAGAGCUCCCAGAGCACACAAGGUCACGUGCAGUGGUCUGCGCCAUACCUGGAGUGCGAGCAAGGGCGCUUCAUCCCGCACUGGCUUCUAACGCUGUCGGUGAAAGUGUUUGGUCUGAACUCGGGCACAGAGCCAGAGACCAGGGGUGUGGUAAGGGUUGACGUCAGUCUGCAAGAUGUGGACAUUGAUCAGUGCUCCAGCUCUGGCUGGUUCUCCGGGACUCACCGCUGCAAUCUGACCAGCAUGGAGUGUAAAGCGAUUCCAGGCCAUGGCUUCGUGUUGGACAAGUACAAGUGCCAGUGCAGGAGGGGGUUUUACCAACACAGCCGAGUGGCACUCAACGGCUUCUCCACGCAGGGGGAUGGUUAUGCCGGGGCAGAACCCACAGACGUGUCGGCUCGCUGUCUGCCCUGUCAGGACGGCUGCGUCUUCUGUCGGGACGAUACGCCGUGUCUGGCUCAGGAAGACGGCGUCCUCCGUCUCGCCGUCAUCUCCUUCCAGAGCCUGUGCGUGCUGCUUGACUGCGUCUGCAUGACCGUGGUGUACCGCUUCCGCCGCAACAAGAGAAUCAAAUCAUCUGGAUUUCUUCUCCUGGAGGCGAUCCUGUCAGGUUCCACGCUCCUCUACCUUCCUGUGAUGAUACUUUACUUUCGACCGAACGUGCUGCACUGCAUUCUGCUGAGGUGGGCUCGCCUGCUGGGUUUCGCAACGGUGUACGGAACAGUGAUCCUCAAGCUCUUCCGGGUGUUGAAGGUUUUCUUGUCCCGUACGGCCCAGCGGAUUCCCUACAUGACCAGCUGCCGUGUCCUGCGUUUGCUGGGUGCCAUUUUGCUUGUUGUGCUUUGGUUCCUGGUGGCCUGGACCUCGGUCGUGUGUCAGAGCCACGAUGCCCAUCACGGGCUUGUCGAAGAGGGUGUGACACUCGAGGGUCUUCAGUUCAGCAUGUGCAAGCUCGACCGCUGGGAUUACAUGAUGGCUGUUGCCGAGCUUCUCUUUCUGCUGUGGGGAGUCUACCUGUGCUACGCUGUUCGCACCGUCCCCUCCGCCUUUCAUGAGCCACGCUACAUGGCAGUCGCCAUCUAUAACGAACUCCUCGUCUCGGCCAUAUUUCACAUCAUCAGGUUCACCCUGGCUCCUGGACUCCACCCUGACUGGAUGUUGAUGUUAUGUUUUGUUCAUACACAUUUGACGGUGACAGUGACUCUGGGAUUGCUGCUCGUCCCAAAGUUUGUGUUCACCGGUACUCACAGGCAGGACGACAUCGCCACUGAAGCCUACGAGGACGAGCUGGAUAUGGGCCGAUCCGGCUCCUACUUAAACAGCAGCAUAACUUCAGCCUGGAGUGAGCACAGUUUGGACCCUGAAGACAUAAGGGAGGAGCUAAAGAAGCUCUAUGGCCAACUAGAGGUCUAUAAGCAAAAAAAGAUGAUGGCGAAUAACCCUCAUCUCCAGAAAAAACGCAACUCCAAAAAAGGCAUCGGACGUUCGCUUAUGCGUCGCAUCACAGAAAUACCUGAAACGGUGAGCCGACAGUACAGUCGGGAAGACAGGGAUGGAAGUGAACAUGGCAGCAAUCGCAGUACCCUACGUAGAAACCCAUUUGAAUCUUCCCAUGGUGGAAAAUCCAGAGAGGACUCUCUAAAGAGUAAAGUGUUCUCCUUGAAACGGUCCCAUAGCUAUGACCAUACACAUGACCAGACUGGGAAUGCAAAUGGUGUUCCAGCUGAUAAAAUGGACAACUCUACAACUGAGCUAUCUCUGCUGGACACCUUAAUGGGGAGAAGGUCUGCAAAGAAAAAUCCAGAGGCACAAAAGGUCAAACCUGCAGAAUCGACAGAGUCUGUGCCACUUGUGUGCAAGUCCAUCAGUGCACAAAAUCUUGCAGCAGACAAGAAGCCUAUGCAUCUACGUUCCUCGAUGAUACAGAAGUCUCUGAGCGUCAUAGCCAGUGCCAGAGAGAGAACCCUGGGGCUUGGAGGGAAGACCCAUAGUGUUGAGGAUGCAAGUAAGAAAGGCCUCAAGGCUAAAGAAACAAGGAUGCUUUCAGAAGUUGAAGAAUCUCCUGAAUGCUUCCCAAAGAUGAUCAUCAGCCAAUCAGUAGAGUACAGCAAGACCCCAAGCAAAAUGGGCAUCAUGAAGCAACAAGUGAGUGGAAGUCAACCUUCAAUUUGCUCUGAGCCAGGGAGAAGCAAGGACCUUUAUGACCUUUCCGAGGUCUGCCCCUGGGAAAUGGAAGAUUUGCCCAGUCUGUCAGAGGGGAAAGCUCAAAAGCAUGUUUCCAUCGCCCCAGAUGAGACUACUACGAUUCACGAGAGCAUCUCUAAAAGCGGAAAGUCUCAUCAUAAACAAAGGAUGGUCUUUCCAUCUCCAUCAAAUCGACGUCGCUCCAAAGAUAAGGGCGGUAACCGAGAGGAAGGGAGCGACAAAAAUGAUGGGAGGAGACCCAAAACACCACUUAACCUGUAUGCCUCCAAAGCAGAGGUCUGCCCUUGGGAAUUUGAGGAUUCAUCUGUCAAAGGAGUCGAGACCCUUGACAGGUCUAGCCGCAAGAAAAGUGCCACUCCAACAGAUGGAAAGCCCAAGAUUAUCCUCUCAGACAUCUCCAAAUCCACUGGAAGCCUUCUGCAGCCUCCAGCCCUUAUGAUGGACAUUUGUCCAUGGGACUAUGACCAAUCACCAUCUCCUAACCAGGACAAGACCUCAAGCCCCACACAUCAUUCAAAGAGAAGGGACUCGAAUCCAAAAAGGAAAGGUUCUUGCUCGUCAAAAGGGAAGGGGAAGGACAGAGAUGAUGACAACCAAAGAUCCAAAAGCAGAGAGAGGCGAAGCUCUUCCAGUAAACCUUCUGAGAAACGGCGUGUCAGCCAGACAUCAGAGAGCGGCCAGUUUACUGUGAUAGCAUCUGGUAGAAGGAGAAGUUCGACAAAAGAGGCUGGAAUCACUGACAGUAAACAUGCUGAAGUAUGCCCUUGGGAAACAGAACGUAUGCCAGGUGUCACCACAAAGGAUGGAGACAUCCACACAACAUCUCAAACAACUGCAUCAGCCGCUAGUAAACUCAGCAUGCCUGAGGUCUGCCCAUGGGAUUUCGAAGACAAGACAUUAGAGAACCAUGCAUAAUCAGAAUCAGGUUGCCCAGUAUAAAUAACCCAAGACAGUGGUGGAAUUUCCUUCCUACAACGUUGCAAUACAAUGAUUUUGAAAACACUUUUAAGACAAGAGUGUUUCCACAAAUACAGUAUUUAGACAGUUUGAAUAAAAUCUUUGGUGAGAACACAGUUGAGCAAUCAAACUCAGGCCUGAGUGUGUCAUAGUGAAGUGCAUCCUAGUAAGAAAGCGAUCGAGCUCUAACGAAAAAAACACUAGAUGUGAUACACAAAGUGUUUAUCUAGUUUAUCUAGUAAACUAGUUUUUUGUUCUCCGUGCUUGGGUGAUACCUGUGAUAUCUAAAGGUCCGUUUACAUUUUUUCCGAAACUGUAUUUCUGGGCAAGGAGUGAACGACUUUUACUACAAUCAUCUCAGCCAAUGUUUAGUAGUUUUAGUAGAAAUUAAAUUGCAACAGAACAAAAGUCUCAAACAACUGCAACAAAUUCGCUUUGAUUGGUACUUGACAUGCAGUCUGUGUGUGAAUGCAUCCUGCUCAAAACUUCAAAUGUGAGUGAAACAAAAGCACCAGUUUUAUGUUGUAGUGUCACACGGUGUUGUUUAAACGCUAACUCUGGUGUCAAGAUGGUCUAAUGAGCUGUUUUUGGAAGGAUAAUCAAUCUGUAAAUUGUUUUAUAUGAUUUAAAAUGCGGGGGGGGGGGGGCACAGUGGCUUAGUGGUUAGCACGUUCGCCUCACACCUCCAGGGUUGGGGGUUCGAUUCCCACCUCCGCCUUGUGUGUGUGGAGUUUGCAUGUUCUCCCCGUGCCUCGGGGGUUUCCUCCGGGUACUCCGGUUUCCUCCCCCGGUCCAAAGACAUGCAUGGUAGGUUGAUUGGCAUCUCUGGAAAAUUGUCCAUAGUGUGUGUGUGUGUGUGUGUGUGUGUGUGUGUGUGUGUGUGUGUGUGUGUGUGUAUGUGUGAGUGAAUGAGAGUGUGUGUGUGCCCUGUGAGGGGUUGGCACUCCGUCCAGGGUGUAUCCUGCCUCGAUGUCCGAUGACGCCUGAGAUAGGCACAGGCUCCACGUGACCCGAGAAGUAAGGAUAAGCGGUAGAAAAUGAAUGAAUGAAUGAUUUAGAAUUAAAUUGCCUUACAAGGAAAAGGAAUCAUGAAAGGCUAAUAAUAUUUUAGCUGGUCAGUGCACAAAAUAUCCUUUGAUCCAGUUAAUCUAAUAAUAUAGCCAUUUUAACCAAAGAAUAUUUAACUCCUCACAGAUGAUGAUAAAUUAUUAGCACACUCAGAACACACACUUGAACGUCAGAUAUUUCGUCAACAGGAGAGCACAAGGUAAUUUGAUUUUAUUUUGGGACGGAUUGCAUGGAUGAGUGGCACGGUUGCAUUGUUGUUGAUAUCUUUCUUUUCCCCUUUACUCCCAUCUGAAUACUGUAGUGUUGUGAUUUUGCAUCAGUAAUCUCCGCUGUAAUAACAUGUCGUCACUUGACCGGAUAUUUAUCUCUGUAUCCUAUGAAAUAGUGUUCCAGUGGUUUCUGCAUGACCGUGAAUAAACACAGUCCCUGUUUUUAUUUCUUUCGAUGAAAAGACGUUUCCCCGAGCGAGCUGUUCACAUCCAGCCUGCAGCGUUUCUAUUGUAGGUUUAUAUCGUGCUCGUCCGUGAUGGCAUGUACAGAAAAUACCUCCAGCCUGCAAUAAACAUUUUCAUGUUCA
Tachysurus fulvidraco (yellow catfish) is the source of this 6830-nucleotide messenger RNA. RefSeq names its product G protein-coupled receptor 158b (gene gpr158b). The transcript has 12 exons. Gene Ontology annotation, biological process: G protein-coupled receptor signaling pathway. The record is from RefSeq and is a predicted model, not a curated record. Gene Ontology annotation, molecular function: G protein-coupled receptor activity. Gene Ontology annotation, cellular component: membrane. NCBI's taxonomy places the organism in Eukaryota, Metazoa, Chordata, Actinopteri, Siluriformes, Bagridae. The coding region runs from base 1406 to 5143 and encodes 1245 amino acids.